Messenger RNA from Ornithodoros turicata, 8425 nucleotides. It is a transcript of the gene kto, whose product is annotated as mediator of RNA polymerase II transcription subunit 12-like protein. The record is from RefSeq and is a predicted model, not a curated record. The coding region runs from base 51 to 6740 and encodes 2229 amino acids. The transcript is spliced from 40 exons. Gene Ontology annotation, biological process: regulation of transcription by RNA polymerase II. Lineage: Eukaryota; Metazoa; Arthropoda; Arachnida; Ixodida; Argasidae. Gene Ontology annotation, molecular function: transcription coregulator activity. Gene Ontology annotation, cellular component: mediator complex.
UGCAGGCCCCUUGUGGCGUUUAUGAGAACCCUUCCCGUACCUAAACAAUAAUGGCUGCGGUGUCGUGGCUGUUUGAGAAGCGGCACCUAAAACGACCACGAUUAGGACCUGCAGACGUCUACCCUCAAGACCCUAAACAGAAAGAAGAUGAAUUAACAGCAAUAAAUGUUAAGCAAGGGUUCAUCACAAAUCCACAGAUAGCAGACGAGUAUGGGUCCGCCAGGAAUCAAAACAUUACCUCAGCUAAGUUUGGUGCCUUCUCGAGCGCAAUAUUGGCAAAGAAGCAAGAACUCAACACUAUCCAAGAUUCUGGACGCAAGCGGCAACAAAUCAAUCCUAAGGAGCACUUUUGGCCUGUGACUGCUCGGUCCAAAAAUGCAAUCGAGGCUUGGUUCAAGGAUCUUGCCGGCUCAAAGCCGCUCACCAGCCUGGCCAAGAAGGUUCCCAUAUUCAACAAGAAAGAAGAAAUAUUCUUGACAUUAUUCGAGUUUUCUGUGCCAAUGCUGCGGGCAGCCUGGUUCAUCAAGAUGACUUCUAUCUACUCGGUGGCUAUAUCCGAGGCCAAGAUGAAGAAGAGGCAGUUACCCGAUCCUUCACAAGAGUGGACUCAAGCCUUGUGUAAAUUCCUGAGAGAGCUCCUGCAUAAACUAGUGGAACACAGCCACCCUACAAAUUCGUCAUUGCAACAGGGGGGAACCGGGGGCACCAGUCCCGCCAGCAACCCCCCCAGCAUUCCCCCGGACACUGCGGCCAUGAAACAGUGGCAGUACUGCGUUCAGUUGACCUAUCACCUCUAUGAGGAGGGCCUUCUGGACCAGCAGGAUUUCCUCACCUGGAUCCUGGAACACAUCGAGAAGACCAAGUCGCCAGACGAUCCCAUCCUCAAACUGGUUAUGCCGCUCACGCUGCAGUACGUGGACGAAUUUGUGCGCUCCGAGCUGCUGUCACGUCGCCUGGCUCACCACUGUGCCAAGAAACUGAACCAGUUGGUGAGCAACUACACCAUCAGUUCACCUCGAAGUCAGAGUCCCGUCGUAACCGUCAGUGCAGCCACAAAUCACACCAAUGGGCACAGAGUGUCCCCCGAUCCUGCCGUGCCCACUGUGAACCCGCUGGCUGCGAGCUUUGCAGAGUGUCUCCGCUGCUCUCAUCAUCGCAGCAUCGUGCUUCAACUUUCUGCAGUUCUGCAGGUGAUUACGUUGGAAUGUUCGUCUGCCUUGGUUUGGAACAACAUAGGAGAAGGCAAGAGCAGCUCUGUCCUGAGCGGUUCUCCGCUUGACCUCCUGCCGUGCCCACCUUCGUGCCUGCCAAUGGCGUCCAGACCUCACAAUGCUCAGGUGCGGCAGCAGUUACGUCGUGCGGAACAGCAGGUGGUCCAGCGCGGCCGGGCAGCAGAGGUUCGCUGGUCCUGCGACAAGUGGCAGCAGACAGCUGCGGGCACAACCAUAGGCCGGGUGUUGAAUGCGUUGGACGCAUUGGAUCGUCACAGCUUCGACAGAGUGGAUGUCAGCAACUCGCUGGACACACUGUACAGUAAAAUAUUUCCUCGGGGUGAGAUUCAACCCCAACCCAACGGGGAGGCUCAACCCCUUCAGGAUGAACCUAUCGUUCGUCUCUUGUGUGAAUGGGCGGUGACCACCAACAGGAGUGGAGAACACAGAGCCUUGGUGGUGGCGAGACUGCUUGAGAAACGACAGAAUGAGCUCAAUGUUGAGAAGUACAACGAUGCAGACCUGGUGGACGAAAAAGAUUCCCAGGACUCAGGGACUGGUGGUCCUAUGGGACUGCCACUUUUCCAGAAUCUUUUGGUCAAUUUUCUCGACACUGAAGCACCAGUUCUAGACGAGAAGCCUUCGCCAGAGAACCGCACAGCUUUUGCCAACCUUGUGUUGCUCUUCGCAGAGCUCAUCCAUUGUGAUGUCUUCUCCCAUGAUGCCUACAUGUGCACGCUCAUUUCACGCGGUUAUUUUGCGGGACACCCUCCUGGUAAUGCCAGUCUUGGGGCUGCCCGCCUGGACCCGGAGCCCUCCCUCACUGGAUUUUUGGAUCCGGGACUGGGACCCUCACCGAGCCCAGUGGUGUCUAUGCCACUCGGCCUGGGCAGCCUCGGGAUAGGUGGCAUUGGAGAACCCGGCAGGCAGCAGGAUUCAUUGCCCAUGUUUGAGCCCGGAUCGGUCAAGCACGAAGUGGGAUGGGACGUCCAGAUGGACAUGGACGAUGCUAGGAUUGAUGCCGACCUGGAUAAAUUGUUGCAGCACAUCAAGGAAGGGCAGCAAAACAUGAGUGACCAACCAGAUUCCGUGGGGUCAGACAAAGAAGAAGGAGGGUCACUUCAUGGUCCAGCCACGCCCCUGGUGGAAGUAGGUCCAGGAGGGACGACAUCCUCGAGCAGUGCGGCAGUUCCAGGCAGUGGCACCAGGAGCCGAGCAGUACGCCACCUGCAGUACACAACCCACUUUCCCCUGCCCCAGGACGAGGCAGGAGCGCACGACUGUAAUCAGCGGCACAUCCUGCUGUACGGUGUCGGGAAGCUCCGGGACGAGGCACGCCACACAGUCAAGAAGGUCACCAAGGAACUUCUCAAACUCUUCUCCAAGAAAACCUCCAUGGAUAUUGCUGAUGGUGCCAAGGUGAAAAGACACGCCCGCGAUGCUUUCAAUUUCGAAGCGGCGAUGGCUAGGUUCCAGUCUCUGUCCUACUUUGACCAGCACGUUGUGACACAGGCGUGUGCUUCUGCUGUGCUGGAGAUGCUGGGGGGAUUUGCUGGGGGAUCGUCAAACUACCUGCCACUAGUGGAAUAUGUCGCUUUCCUCUUUGAACUCAUGGAACUCUCAUUCAACAUCCAUGGCCUCAUUGAGUUCGGCUUACAGCUUCUAAAAGAACUUGUGGAAGUGGAAAGCCAGUUGGGGCAGAAAGGUUCUGCUCUGUGUGGCACUUACGCUACUUCUUUGGGGCUCUACAUUGUGGGCCUCUUCUACAGAUAUCACUGCUGCCUUCUUGUAUCGCAAGAGUACACGCUACAGACCUGCGAGAGCCUAUGCAAGAUUGUGAAGCACAUCUCCAACCCUGCUGAGUGCUCUUCUGCAGAGCGUUGCAUCCUCUGCUACUUAUACGAUGUAUAUUCGUGCUGUUAUUACCUGAGGUCGAAACAUUCCGAGAUCUUUGGCUCCCUCUACUCCAAAGUGAAACAGAGCCUUUACGUCUCUCAAACUCCGUCUGCUCUCAACUUGCUCUGGAACACAACGUUCAUGAUCGACUGCAUCAAUAACCCCAGGACACGACCCGACGGCCAGCAGGUGAAGCAGCUCAACGAGAAUCCCUCAACUCGCUACAGCUUCGUCUGCAAUGCUGUCCACAGCAUUUCUGUUGCCAGGGACCCCGACAGGUUGAACGACAUAUCCUUGUUGUGUGCUGAACUGACCGCAAACUGCAGCUCUCUCAGUGCCGAGUGGCUCGGCGUGUUGAAGGCUCUGUGCUGUUCGUCCAACCAUGCCUGCGGUUUUAUUGACGUCCUCACGCAAGUUGACGUGAGCGACCUGUCCAUUCACGACAACCUGGCCGUCUUCACCUGCAUCCUGGUGGCCAGGCGAUGUUUCUCGCUUCAAGACUUUGUGGUACACGUCGCUAUUCCGUCACUGCUGUCAGCGAGCCCCGUUGGAGGUGCUGCUGACCAGGACGCAGAAUCGGGGGCCCGUCUCACGUGCCACCUGCUGCUGCGUCUAUUCCGCUCGGUUGAUCCUUGUCCGUCGAUGCCGCGACCCCUGUUUGUGAUCCGCUCACCCUGCGACCGCCACCUGCUGGCCGCCGCCCACAGCAGCAUGCGAGUGGAACCUGUCUUGGCCGUACUCAAGGCCAUUCUCGUGCUGGGUGACGCAGCCGCUCCCUGUCUAGAUACUAAAGCUGAUACAUCGCAAGGAAAAGGUGAACCUAGCAUCAAUGAACUACUGGGUUCCAUUGACGACCCGGACCUGGACCUACGCGUGCCAGCCAGUUUAGGAAGGCACCCAAGCAGCAUGUCGUCUCGAGGAACGGGCAUCGAGAGUGCGGGUCUCAAUGACUAUGCCAAGUACGCCCUGGAACAGAUCUGUGGGCAGCAGUGGAUCCACGAGCGCUCGCUCCGAGAUCCUGACGUGCUAUGCUCGGCAGAACUUCUGCUCGACCCCAUGCUGUCCCACAAGCAGGCAGAGACCCUUCUGCAAAUGAUUUGUCACCCAAAAGGUGUGGUCAGUUCUUCUUGCAUGGGGCUGUCCGACGCGCUGGCGUCGUCCGGCGAGGAGCCCACGGACCAGAGACGGGUCAUCGUUCAGAUACUGGAAGGUCUCGACCAAUGGAGCCUGCGAGUAUCGUGGUUGGAGCUUCAACUCAUGUACAAGCAGUGUUCCACACCGGCUGAAGUGAACACAUGGCUUGAGAAUGUGGCCAACGCUACCAUAGAUGUCUUCCAGCUGACCAGUGAAGACUGUCGACCUCCUUCUGUCCUCGUGUCCAGCCCUGUGCUGUAUGAGAGGCAUGGGGCAAGGCUAGAGAUGGAGCGUAUCUGGUUUGUGGCUCCCCUGGUGGCCAAGCUUCCAGCCACAGUGCAAGGUAAAGUGCUGCGUGCUGCAGGCCACGUCCUAGAAAGUGGCAACUGGGCCUCCAUCACUUCUUCAUCCUCUUCGAAGAACAAGGAGAAAGACAGCAAGCAGGUCCACAAGAGCACGUCCCUGUUGAGCCACCAGCCAUUCCUGUCCCUGGUGCUGAUGUGUCUCAAAGGCCAAGAUGAGCAGAGAGAGGGAUUGUUGAACUCUCUCUACUCCCAGCUCAACCAGUGCCUCAACCUUGCCAAAGAUGAGAAGCCAGCACUGGCAGAUGACCCCAAAACGAGGCAGCUACUACAAGAAGCCCUUCUGCUUCGACUCAGCUUGGUCGGGGCAAUGUUUGACAUGAUUCAACGCAGUAAUACCCUCACCACAGACUGGGCCCUUCUGCUCGUCCAGCUAAUCAGCUACGGUGUCGUAGACCCACACUCUAAUGCGGAACUGUUCUUUACGGUGCUUGACAUGCUGGCAGUGCUGAUCCACACGACUCAGGUGUCGGACAGUUCAUCGGGAGAGGAGAUGCGGAAACAGUACAUCAAUUUGGUGAAGAAGCUCAAGAAAGAAGUGUCUGACUUGGACACAGACGUGAUCAGCAUGGUGCACCAGUUGCUGCCUCUGCCCAAGCAGCAGAGUGAAGUAAUCACCUGCGAACCUAUGGGCAGUCUCAUUGACACCAAAGGAAACAAGAUUGCUGGCUUUGACUCUAUUGACAAGAAACAGGGCCUUCAAGUGUCCGAGAAGCAGUUUGUGAGCCCCUGGGACCUCUUGGAGGGGCACCGCAACCCAGCCCCACUCUCCUGGGUUUGGUUUGGGGCCGUACGCAUGGAGCGUAAGCCUCGGGUGGAGGAAUCCCACCGUGCCCUUCUAUGGCACACCCACGGAGCCCUCGCCAAGCCCCUCUCAUAUUUCUUGGAUCCCCCUCUGCUGCCUCCUGAAGACCUCAUCCUGGAGCCUCAGCCUCAUCAACAUUUGCCCCCACCACCGGACAAGCACCACUUACAGAUGCAGUUGUUGGAAGAAACCAAACGAGGACUGCAUGAGAUGCACGGUGCUCCGUCCCCACGCGGGGGAGCCAAGAAGCCCAAAGCCCAGAGGCGUCCACGCAAACCCAAGAUGAUGGGUGCACAGACGCCUCCGGUGCGGGGCUCCCUGGUGUACCCCGAGCAACAACAAGGAGGUAUGUACCCCGGACCCCAAGCACCCCCUCAGCAGUGGUAUGGUCAGCAACCACCGAUGCAGCAACAGCCACCCUACUAUUCUCCGCAACAACCCCUUCCUCCCGGAGGGCCCCGGUUUGAGAGGCAGCUCUCCCAGUCAAAGGCAGCCCUGAGCUCCAUGCUGCGCGCCAGACAUCCGUCCGCUCAGUUCAUGCAGGGACCUCCUCCUCCUCAAGGGGGUGCUCCCAUGGGGGGGCCUUACCCCAAUAUGGACAUGCUGCAGAAGCAGAGGCACCAGAUGAUGAUGAGGCAACAAAUGCGGCCUCAAGGGAUGCCACCACAGCAACAGGUGAAUCAACAGGGCAUGUUCCAUCCCGGCAUACCGCAGGGAAACCAGGGUCCUGGAAUGCAUCAUAUGCCUGGAAACAUGAAUCAGAGCUAUGGCACGUACGGUGGCCCUCCUCCACAGAUGCAGGGGGGUGGGCCGUCGCAGGGCCUCAUGGAGCGCAGGGGAGGUAUGAUGGGACCCUCAGGAUUUCCACCUCAGGCAGGGUACCCCAACCCUCAACAACAAGGACCCAACAUGGGAGGCAUGGGGGGCAUGGGUGCCCCUCCAGGGCCCAUGCAGAACCCACAGGGCCAGUACAUGCCCAACAGGCCACAAUAUCCGCUGUCACAAGGUGGUCACAACACCAGUGGCGGUACCACCAUGGUGGCCAACUCCCACCUGACUGGCUCCGGGGGUACUCUGGUGAGUCAGGGCAGUGGAGGACCAGCAGGUGCGACCACCGGAUAUGGUGGCGCUCCGCAAGGUGCUCCCAUGAUGUCUGCACCCACCCACAACAUGCAACAGCUGCGGCAUCAGCAGCAACUCAUGGCCAUGCAGAAACAGCAGCAGCAGCAACAGCAGACUGCAGCACUAGUAGCACAGCUGCAGAGGCAGCUCUCGGGGAGCGGGCAGGUUGCACCUCCGCAACAUUCUUAUCAACAUCCUGGGCCUUAUUAGGAGAAAUUAUUAGGUACAUUGUUUGGUGCGGCGAUGCAGUUUUGGAAAUUCUCUCCAAGCUGUUUGUCUGCGUAGGAGUUGCCCACGUAUGGAAUGUCUGGUAUAGUUGCAGCAAGGCCCUAGAAAAGAGAAUUGCGAGCAGUUCGUGCAUGUGGGUGGUUUGAGCCCCCGUUAUGAUACACAUUAAUGUUAGGUACACGAAUAUAGGCCAAAACAUUUUUUAAAUUUGGCGGAACGUCGAUGUUCAAUCUGACGCCGUGCAAGCCAGCCGGCGUCCGGUAUAUCUCGAACCGUUGACUUAUCGGGUGCUUUCAUCCGAUAAACACGGUACUACGGCAGCCAACUAUUUAUUUAAUGGGAUAUGUAUAAAGACCGACGAUCUCUAGUUCUUAUAAAUUUCCAGUCCGGGUCCUUAGCGAACAGAUGUUUUUCCUUCAACUGAUUUGCAACGUAACUAAUUGCCCUUAUCGGUGUCUUACGUAACCGGACCCUCACUUAGAUUUUGAGAAAAGGUUUUAGUACAUGUGAUAACGACCUUUGACCCCACUCACUAACUUGUGGUUGGUAACACUCCAAUGGAAUGUCGGGCACUUCCUGUAUUGAAUCCUGUGGGAUGGAUAAGAAGAAAUUAUGAAUGUCAUUCGAAGUGCAGCAAGAUGUCGAUGAUAUGAUUCUCUCAGGAAAAAGAAAAGAUCAUGUCAUCCGGGAAAGAGUGCAACGCUGGUGGGGACUACAAGCGGAUCAUAAAAAUGUUGUAUAGCAUGAGAAAUGGUAUUGUCAAAGAUCACAUCAUCAACGGGGCCAUUAUGGCUAGAACACUGUAUGGGUUUCGAGGAGCUAGGAGUUGUUGAUAAGUUACCCUGGAGCCAUUUUGCAUUUUAACUAAAAGUUUAAUACAGGCAUACGAAGGUGCUGUACUAAUAUUGCACAAAAAAUUUCUAUCUUCCUUAAGUUUGCAUGCAUCGGAUCGAAACUUCUCUUAUCAAAAUGCCCACAGCAAAUUACGUGAAAAACAUCGGCUUAUAUGCAGCUGCUGGCAGUGUGCAUGUCCUUAAAGGUCAUUUACUGAAGUGCUCGAAGUACCGUAUUAAUUUUGUAUCAUCGAGCCGUCGAUGACUCAUUGUGGAUUAAUAAUUUUUAAAAUUUGGUCGGGUACAACUGUAGGCAACAUAUUUACGGUGCAGUGGCAUAGCGGGAGGGGGAGGUUCAAACCUCCCCAAAAUCGUACCUUUGGUCGCGCAUUUGGGACAGGGAAAUGAGGGUGAAAUGCCCCACCCUCUUGUAAAGUUCCCAUAGAGCCCCUCCCAAAUAAUUUUUAUUGGGGUGGGAUUUAUUGGGGAGGCAUCCCUUCGUAUAGUUGUUCGAUCUAGCAGAUGAGGCCGACUGUGUAGCAAAGGGUGAGGCCUUUUUUGCCCAAGAAUGCGCUGCUUUUGAAAGGUGCAUUGGAUAGCGAAAGCAACUAUAUACUGACGAGGAUUGAGGCAGCAACCGAAGACAUUCAUUUUUUGGGGCCAGACCCGCGUGUUCUGUUUGGGCAUUUUAAAGCGAUGCUGUAUAGUGUUAUCAUAUUGCAAUUUUUAAAUGGUCAUCUCUAAUGUUGUUUGUUAACUUAUUUAUGGUGUUCUGCACUUGUAAAUAGCAUUUGUCAUAACAUGUGAAGAGUAGUAAAUUGCCUGUAUUCACUG